GGAUGUCGAAGAUAGACAGUUUAUCUAUUAACAUCUUCCCCGCGUUUAUUAUUGAUGGGGGAAAUUAAUCAUAUCUUUUUUUAUUGCUUUCAGGUGAGUUGCCGGGGAAGGUGUCGGGUGGUGCUUGGUCAUCUCCCACAGGAAUGUCUCUUCACAUGCUGAGACAAUUGCUUCACGUGCUGAGACAUAACCCCACCCACCUGGCUGACCUGCGUUAUGGAGGUGUUGAGGACCUGUCUGGGUCUCCCCACACACACCACCCUCCCGGUUCCCUGCAAAUACUUGUGGAGGGGCAGGGGAGGGAAGAUGGCAGAACCCACGAAUACAUGGGCAGUACUCCAUCAAGCUGCUCACGUAACUACCUCUCGCCCUUCAUUUUUCCACCCUAGUAGGGUGAAUCGGUGUUGGGGGCAAACCUCCCAGCCUACCGCCCCACCUUCUACCUCCAGGUUCUGCUGCUGCAGCUGCUGUAGCAGCAGCAGCUGCAGCAGCCGGGGUGAGCAGUUCAAGCAGCGUCACCAGUAGUAGUUGCAGCAACAGCAUUACCAUGAGCAGUGAUGGAGGUGUGGUACUAAGUAAUAAGGGAGUGAGAACUACUGCCACAGUGCCACCUCUUGGGCUAAGCACAUCCCUAGCACCACUCACUACAACAGCUGGUGCUAGAGCACCUUCACCUACAUCCUCAUCUUCCUUUGCAGCAGCUCUGCGCUCUCUGGCUAAACAAGCCACAGCUCCCCCUGAGAAGGAAGGUUCCUUAUCAGGGGAGCCCCAGAGAGUCUCUCCUAAAGUGUCAGUGCUGACUCCGUCUACAACAGGACACAUAGGUAUAUCUACGGGUUCUGCACCGCCAGUUGUCACCAUUGCACCGACCCACUCCCAUGUUACUACUACUGAGGCUGACCGAGGAGCGAGUGUUAAUGAGGAGUUGGUGAGAGGUUUCCAACCUUAUCGCCCUCCAGAUGUGCAAGCCACACCUCCUUCAGCCACACCUGGAGCAUCUCUUCGACCUCCAAUACCUUCAUUAGAUCUCCCUCAUUCAUACCCAGCAUACCAUCCUUCACUCUACCCUCAUCAUUUGGCUCACCAGUACAGACUGGAGGAGCAGUUGUACCUAGAACGUUACGGGUUACUUCGGCCACCACUAAGCCCCUACAGUGUUGGAGGUCUCUCUGGGAUGUAUCCUGGGGCAGCCAGCUCUCCAUACCUCUCUUCAAGAUUUCCCCCUGACCUCUUACCCACCUCCUUAGCUGCUCUUCAUCCAUCUUCUGCAUUGCUCCAUGAGAGAUUAAAAUUGGAGGAGGAUAUGCGUCAACGAGAAUAUGAACUUGAACUCAGGCGAGAACGAGAACUCGAAAGAGAGAGAGAAAGAGAACGUGAAAGAGAAAGAGACCGUGAAAGAGAAAGAGAAAAGGAAAGGGAGAGAGAAAGAGAAAAGGAAAGAGAACGAGAGAGAGAACGUGAUAAGGAGAAAGAAAGAGAAAGAGAAAGGGCACGUGAAAAAGAGAGAGAGAGGCAACGGCAGAGGGAACAUCAUGAACCUGAUCGAAUCAAAGAAGUCUUUUUCUUAUCCAAAUUUAUAGAGCGAAGCCAGUGCCAUGAAAGAAAUAGAGAUCGAAGCCCUAUAACUCAGAGUGUUGGUAGUAGUGUUGCUGUGCCUAUAACCACACUUAGCACCAGUAGUGUAACUGUCACCAGCAACACUCAUAACCGUAAGAAUCAACCCAUUGGUGUUGCUACACAGCAGAUUGCACAACCCCUGAAUAUAAGAAGCCCUGUAAUGUUCAGACCUAUCAGUGAUGUAACAUUCUUGGGACAUGUUCAAGCCCAGGUUCAGACACAAACCAAAACCCAUAACCAGGCGACUGGUACUAGAGAAGACUCAUUCACACAUAAGCUGGAGAUUUCCAAAGACAUUAUUCAUUCCUCGGGAAAGCUUCGUACACCAGCCAUCGUCAGGCCAUUUGAGUCGACACCCAGUGAGUCUGUUCAACUGCCUCAGACCAUUACAAAAAAUAAUAGUGUACCUCAAACAGUAAAAACUAGUGAACCUGUAACUAGUCAGCAGACCAGAGUUAUUGUAGGAAAUGGUGAGCUCAUCCCUGCCAGUGAGAUUAAGAAAGAAGUUAUUGAGCCUCGGGGAGUGUGGCAACCAGUGCAGCUGGAUAAGACCAGCUGCAGUCCUGUACCUGUUGUGUCCAGUAACAGUGUACCUACAACUAUUCCCAACUGUGUGUUACCUUCACCCACAUCUAUCAAACCUCCCUCAACACCUUCACCACCACCUCCACCUCCCCCUCCACCCCCACCUCCUCCUCCUCCUCCUCCUCCUCCUCCUCCUCCUCCACCACCACCACCACCACCACCACCACUCCACCUCCUCCUCCUCCACCCCUGCCACCAGAGACUUCAGUUAGUCGCUUGGAUAUAGAAGAACGAAGAUUAAGAGAAUUGAGAGAGGCAGGGUUGGAAGUUGAGGAAGCAGAGGAAGUAUUACAGGAAGAGGCAAUGGCUCAGCCCAGAGCUGUCAUGCUGGUGUGCACAAAGGGUCCUCCGGCUCCACUAGAU
Cherax quadricarinatus is the source of this 2565-nucleotide messenger RNA. NCBI's taxonomy places the organism in Eukaryota, Metazoa, Arthropoda, Malacostraca, Decapoda, Parastacidae. The record is from RefSeq and is a predicted model, not a curated record.